AUGCCCAAGAUCAUUCCUUCUCUCCUUAUCGCCGGGGACAUGAACUAUUGCUUUGACACCAACACUUACCAUCACUCUCACCGAGCAGGUAAACCGAAACAGUUUAUGGAUUUCUUGAACACCCACUUCUCUGAUUGCCUCAAUCCGAGAAAUGAACCUCAUGCAUACACCUUCAAGCGCGGAUCAACCAUGUCUACUUUGGAUUACAUGUUUGCUGGACAGUAUAUAGCUUCAGAUAUGAGUGAUGCCACCAACUGGUUCCUACGUCCUGAAUGGACUGACCAUGCUCUUGUGACCAAAACUUACAUAACUGGAUUGACAAACUGCGGUAAAGGCAUUUGGCGUGCAAACCCUCACCUUGCCAAAAAUCCUAGGUAUAGACAGAAGUUGGCUGAUGAAAUCGAGAGAUUCGUGGCUACCAAAUUGGACUACAAUCUUUCAGCUCAAGACAAGUGGGACCUGAUCAAGCGGAAGACCAAACAGGUUACUGUCAACUUUGCUGGACACCAUGAUACUUGGAGAAAGGCCAGAAUCAAGGCGCUGCAGAGCGAGAGGAAUAACUUGCUGCGACGCUACCGGAAUGACAUUGAGUGCUUGAAACUGCUGCUGCCGGACGUGGAGGGAGAGCUACCCAAGCUACAGCAGGAAAUUGUGGAGAUUCAGAUGUUGAAAGCAGGCCGCCGAUGGUUGGAGCAGAGUGAGAAGUCCCCAGGAUAUAUCAAACACACCAUUGAUCAGCGUGUUGAUCAACGGACAGUUGCAAUGUUGAAACAUCCUAGCACUGGAGAAGCUUGCCUGGACAUGGAAACCAAACUCAAUGCUACUGAAUCCUUCUAUCAGGAUCUGUACACGGAGGAGCCAAUUGACUAUGAUGAUAUCUUGGACGGCGCCCGUCGAACCCCCAAACAGGGUAGCCCAGGACUGGACGGCAUCGGCUAUGAGAUAUUUUACCUCCUUGUCUCUCACCCAAGCUGUCGUGAUAUUAUCCAUCAGGUAUUCAAUGACGCUGUUCUUUUGGCAAAGUUCCCCAAAGCUUGGCAGGCCUCGUGUAUCAUUAUCUUACACAAGAAAGGUGACAAGAGUGAUCUAGCUAACUACCGUCCCAUCACACUGAUUGCAGCGGAUUGCAAAGUUUUUACGCGCAUCAUGAACUCUAGAGUUGUCCAAGUGGCUAACAGGAUUAUCACCCCUUAUCGAUGCGGUUUCUUGCCCGGCCGUUAUAUUGGGGAUCAUGGAAUGUCUCUCCAGGUGAUUAUGGCUAAUGCUCAGUCUGCUAGCUGGUGGAACCCCUCCAACUUUACUGCCUAUGCUGGCAUCAUGCUUGAUAAUGCCAAGGCUUAUGACCGGGUCCACCCAAAGUAUCUUUCCCAAGUACUGUUAAAGUUUGGCUUCCCUGAAGCGUUUGUCACAUGCAUUACCAACCUGUUCUUUGAUAACUCCAUCUAUGUCAAUGUGAAUGGCUUCUUAACCGGUGUAAUCUCACAGCGACGAGGGGUUCGUCAAGGUGAUAGUAUCUCGCCAGUCUUGUUCAACCUGGUCAUUGAGUCGUUCCUACUUUCCAUAAUCAACAAUAUGAACCUCACAGGAUACAGCCUGAAACACGUCAAGCUCCCGCACCAAAUACAGAACCCAUGGAUAUCUCCUGCUCCCAUCAAGGUCCUCGCGUACGCCGAUAAUGUCCUGUCCUUUGUGAAGUCGCAAGCUAAAUUAGUUGAGCUCCAGGAUCGACUCAGAGUGUACAAUCAAGCCUCCAAUGCCAAGGUCAAUUACAGUAAAUCCUUCGCCUUCCCUCUCCACGGCAGUGCCAUGAAGUCCACUGACGGCCAACAGAUCAAGCAAUAUGUCACCACACAACUGCAAAUGAAAUGCACUGGUGACCCUGAUUUCCAGCCCUUUGUCGACUCAUUGAUAUACCAACUACAGCAGAUACUGAAGCUAGCGAACAGAGAUCUCCGUUUCGUCAUGCUGGACAUGGCAAACCUCGACGUUGGUCGUAACUUCAGCAACCACCUCAGCAAACAACAAUGGCAGACUUUCUACAAGAAUAACAUGCAUUACUCAGCUCGCAACCUAUGGUAUCGAAUGAUACAUAAACAAAGCUCCAACAAACUUGCCAUGUCGCAACUCCAUCUGAAACAUGCUGAAUCUGAUAGAUGUGAACUCUGUUAUGAAGUGGAAGACGCCAAACAUUUCCUGAUCAGCUGUGUCCACAAACUUGAUGUAUGGGACUCCUCAUUCAACGAGUUCCUUGGUUACCCCAAAUCUGCAGAUUCACAUCUUAUCUACAAAUCAGUCAUACUCUUCAAACUGGACCGAUAUUUCAUAUACAACUUGGAUAUCCACAUCACGAUCUUUGACCUCUUUGCCACCAUCAUGCGUAUUAUCUGGAGAAACCAUUAUCAACAGCUUUACAACCACAUGCCUUUUGAUUCAAUCCAAACCAGCCGCCAAAUCAGAACCGAAGUGUUAAGAUUGUCAAAUCUUAAGUAA
Messenger RNA from Mucor velutinosus, 2490 nucleotides. Its product is annotated as Mediator of RNA polymerase II transcription subunit 20 (Mediator complex subunit 20). The transcript is spliced from 2 exons. The record is from RefSeq and is a predicted model, not a curated record. Lineage: Eukaryota; Fungi; Mucoromycota; Mucoromycetes; Mucorales; Mucoraceae. Bases 1 to 2490 code for a protein of 829 amino acids.